This is a messenger RNA of Hermetia illucens (black soldier fly), 2018 nucleotides long. RefSeq names its product asparagine--tRNA ligase, cytoplasmic (gene AsnRS). Gene Ontology annotation, biological process: asparaginyl-tRNA aminoacylation. Lineage: Eukaryota; Metazoa; Arthropoda; Insecta; Diptera; Stratiomyidae. Gene Ontology annotation, molecular function: asparagine-tRNA ligase activity; ATP binding; nucleic acid binding. The transcript is spliced from 5 exons. The coding region runs from base 140 to 1804 and encodes 554 amino acids. Gene Ontology annotation, cellular component: cytoplasm. The record is from RefSeq and is a predicted model, not a curated record.
CGCCACUGUCUACCGUUGACAACCACCUCUGCAACCCACGUCCAUUUGCGUCAAAUUCAAGCAGCACAAGUGACUAAGAAAGUGCAUCGGUCGGUUAGCUGCGCUUAUUUUCAAUCGAUAUUUGGAAUUCAAAGACAAAAUGGGUGAAAUUCCAACUCUAACACCGAUUUACACGUCGGAAAAACGUGGAAAUGAUGAUGUCGGCGAAGGAACAGCAAAAGUCCCCUUCAAAACAGUCAUCCGAGCCAUGCAUUUCGCGCAGAAGGAGCCCUUCCCCGAAAUUUACGUGGACGAUGAGAAUGACGAAACCGGAAUGAAGUACAUGCUCGCCCCCAAGUCACGAAUAAAGAAAAUGCAAAAGAUUUGGUCGCAAGAGGUUAUGAAGGCGGCGAAAAAGAGCCAGAAAGAGGCAGAGGAUGCAAAGAAGCGCGACGACAACUUGGAAGAAGCAAAGAAAAUCAAAAUCGAGGAGGACCCCUCAUGGGAACCAGCUAAAAGGAUAAAAAUUCAACAAGGGGAACAGUACCGCGAUACUCGAGUGAAAAUCUCCGGAUGGGUCCAUAGAAUGCGCCGCCAGGGCAAAAAUCUCAUGUUCAUAACGUUACGGGACGGCACCGGGUUCCUGCAAUGCGUGCUUGCCGACAAGUUAUGCCAGACGUACGAGUCCUUGAUCCUGACAACUGAGUCGUCGGUGGUUUUCUCGGGAACGCUAAAAGUCGUUCCGGAAGGCAAAACGGCGCCCGGCGGGCAUGAGUUGAACGUGGACUAUUGGCAACUGAUUGGACUCGCACCUCCCGGCGGGGCUGACAACAUCCUCAACGAAUUCGCCCAACCUGACGUGCAAUUGGACAACAGGCAUAUCAUGAUUCGGGGGGAGAACACUUCGAAAAUAUUGAAAAUGCGGUCGGUGUUGUUGCAAGCGUUUCGGGAUCACUAUCUGGAUCGGGGCUAUAAUGAGGUGACGCCUCCUACGUUGGUACAGACCCAGGUGGAGGGUGGAUCGACAUUGUUUAAGUUGCAGUACUUUGGGGAGGAAGCUUAUCUAACACAGAGCUCUCAGUUGUACUUAGAAACAUGCUUGCCAGCACUAGGAGAUGUUUUCUGCAUAGCGCAAAGCUACAGAGCGGAACAGAGUCGAACUCGCCGCCAUUUGGCAGAAUACACGCACGUCGAAGCUGAAUGUCCUUUCAUCACGUUCAAUGACUUGUUAGAUCGCCUCGAAGAUCUCGUUUGUGAUGUAGUUGAUCGAGUGCUUAAGUCUCCAUACGGUUACAUUGUCAACGAAUUGAAUCCUAAAUUCACGCCACCAAAACGUCCAUUCCGUCGUAUGGACUACGGGGAUGCCAUCAAAUGGCUUAAAGAAAACAACGUGACAAAGGACGAUGGAACGUUUUAUGAAUUCGGAGAGGACAUUCCCGAAGCACCGGAAAGGAAAAUGACAGACACCAUCAAUGAACCCAUCAUGCUGUGCCGCUUCCCAGCCGGAAUCAAAUCGUUUUACAUGUCCAAGUGUCCUGAAGAUCGUGAGCUGACUGAGAGUGUUGACGUACUGUUACCAAAUGUUGGAGAAAUUGUCGGCGGGUCGAUGAGGAUUUACGACUCGGAUGAGUUGUUGAAAGGUUAUGCCCGCGAAGGAAUCGAUCCUACACCUUAUUACUGGUACACAGAGCAACGUGUUUAUGGUACACAACCCCACGGUGGUUAUGGAUUGGGCUUGGAAAGGUUCCUGUGUUGGCUUCUGGAUAGAUACCAUAUUCGUGAAGUUUGUUUGUAUCCUCGGUUUAUGGGCAGGUGCAAGCCUUAAGCGAGUCCAGUAAUUUGGAAAGCUUUAUGUUAUCCUUUGCUACAGCAAUUCUUGCAGAGGAGAUUAUAUAACCAAGCAAAGAUUAUCGUUUCAAAAUUGCAUUUCAACCUGACCUAGUAAUUGGUCUUGGCAUUUUUUACUAUUUAUUUGAAACAAUGCCGUACAGGCAUUGGUAAGACAUUUCAAUAAUAAACGAAAUUAUACCGCAAUGUUA